AUGUUUGUCUUCAGCGUUUGUUUCUCCGAUAAGGAGAAUUUCACUUUGACUUGGGUAUUAGAAAAUGUGACAUUAAGGGCGCGUUCACCAGAGGAUAUCCCUUAUGAAGAAGAUAUCCUGAAGAAUCCUACAUCGCUUCGGAGCUGGCAACGGUACAUAGAUCACAAGAGGAAGACGAACAUCUACGAACGUGCGCUGAAGGUCUUUGAUCGUUGUUAUAAGUUGUGGUACAAUUACCUGCGUUUUCGACAGCGAGUGAUUGCUCACAAGCCUCCGACGGACAUCUCAUGGUCCCGUUUAUGUGAUGCUUACGAAAGAUGUCUCAUUCACAUGCACAAGAUGCCUCGAAUAUGGAUGGAUUACUGCACAGUGAUGACGAAGCGAAGAAUUGUCACCGAUUGUCGACGAGUUUUCGACAGGUUUUUUCAACAAAGCGUUGCGAGCUUUGCCUGUUACACAGCAUCUUCGAAUUUGGAGGUAGGAUUAAGAUUUCUAUCUAUCGUUUUGUUUCGCGUUGUGUUUCAUUCCAGGUACAUGAAAUUAAAUCCACGAGCGCGAGAGGAUUUUGUCGAAUACCUUAUUAAAAUUGAUCAAUUGGACGAGGCCGCUCGGCAGUUGGUGGCUCUUGUGAACGAGGAUAUGCCGGUGUCCGAUAAGGGGAAGACUGUGCACCAGCUUUGGGCAGAGUUGUGUGAAUUGAUCUCAAAGAAUCCUAAAAAAGUGCACUCUUUGGACGUUAAUGUGAUUAUGAGACAAGGAAUUCAAAAGUACUCUGACCAGGUUGGAGUGCUUUGGUGUUCAUUUGCUGAGUACUACAUCCGUGCUGGACAGUUUGAAAGGGCCCGUGAUAUAUACGAAGAAGCGAUGGUUUCUGUAAAGACGGUACGAGAUUUUACACAGAUUUUUGAUGCCUUUGCCGCUUUUGAAGAGAGGAAUACAGCAGCGAUGAUGGAUAACCUCGCUGAGCCGCCUGACGAAGAGGAUGAACUGGAACUUGAGUGGAUGUUCGCGAGAUUUGAACAUCUGUUGGCUCGUCGACCUUUAUUGCUUAACAGUGUGUUACUUCGACAAAAUCCGCACAAUGUGCAUGAAUGGCUUAAUCGAGUAACCCUUUAUGAAGGGCAGCCGGACAAGCAAAUAGACACGUACUUGGAAGGUGUACGUACUGUAAAGCCUAAAUUGCAAGCAGGGAAACUGUCCGCAUUGUGGAUUUCGUUCGCCAAGUAUUAUGAAAAUGCCGGACAGAUUGAUGAUGCUCGAAGUAUAUUCGAGAAGGCAACGCAAAUUCCAUAUGCGAAGGUGGACGAGCUAGCAACAGUCUGGUGUGAAUAUGCCGAGAUGGAAUCAUCCGAUCGCGCCAUCGCCGUGUUACGACGCGCGUGUGCUCCUCCGCCGCGAAAGACGAACUAUUUUGAUGAGACGGAGACAGUUCAGAAUAGGGUUCACAAAAGCCUUCGUGUGUGGUCAAUGUAUGCUGAUUUAGAAGAGGGUUUCGGAACGGUCGAUUCGUGCAGAGCAGUGUACGACCGCAUUCUAGAUUUGCGAAUAGCAACGCCUCAGAUUGUCAUAAAUUAUGCAAUGUUUUUAGAGGAGCAUGAUUAUUUUGAAUACGCCUUUAAGGCUUAUGAACGUGGAAUAGCUUUGUUCAAGUGGCCACAGGUUUACGAUAUAUGGAAUCUCUACCUUACGAAAUUUAUUAAGAGAUAUAGUGGGAAGAAAUUAGAGCGAGCGCGAGAUUUGUUCGAGCAAUGUCUUGAAGGAUGUCCUGCUAAGUUUGCCAAAAAUAUAUUCUUGUUAUAUGCUAAGUUAGAGGAGGAUUAUGGGUUAGCUCGACAUGCCAUGUCUAUUUACAAUCGUGCUACUGAAGCAGUUGAUCGAAAAGAUAUGUGUUCGAUGUUCAAUAUCUACAUCAAAAAGGCGCAAGAACUCUACGGUCUUCCUCAUACACGACCUAUUUAUGAACAUGCCAUUAGUGUUCUUCCUGAAGACUCGUCAAGAGAACUGAGUUUACGAUAUGCUCAAAUGGAGCGGACUCUUGGUGAAAUUGAUCGCGCACGAGCAAUAUUUGCACAUGCAUCGGAAAUCUGUGACCCCAAGAUUCACGGCCACUUUUGGGAUAUUUGGAUGGAUUUCGAGGUAAAACACGGUAACGAGGAUACUCUACGCGAGAUGCUCAGAAUUAAACGUUCUGUACAACAGACCUAUAAUACGAGCGUUAAACAUAUGUCAGCGCAAUUGAUAGCAGCAGGAGCACUGUGGAAGCCAAAUCGUCCAAUGCCAUGCAGAUGCUGGAUAAAUAUCGGUAACAUAGCCUUUGUUCGUGGUACAAGUAAAACCACUCAAAUGGAUACAACGGAAAAUCCUGACGAAAUCAAUGUGGAUGUUGAUGAUGGUAGUGAUGAGGAUGAAGACAUUUCUGCUAUUGAAACGCACACUGUUCCUGCUGCGGUUUUCGGUGAUCUUAAACGACCAGAACAUGAAGGAACUUUGACAAGCUGA
Messenger RNA from Angiostrongylus costaricensis, 2499 nucleotides. The record is from the annotation of a GenBank genome assembly. Lineage: Eukaryota; Metazoa; Nematoda; Chromadorea; Rhabditida; Metastrongylidae.